Molecule: messenger RNA, 945 nt
Organism: Zingiber officinale
Lineage: Eukaryota; Viridiplantae; Streptophyta; Magnoliopsida; Zingiberales; Zingiberaceae
Product: protein JASON-like
Exons: 3
Coding region: 1-894 (297 amino acids)
Biological process (GO): male meiosis II
Source: RefSeq, a predicted model, not a curated record
AUGCUGUAUAGUCCUCCGUUUGUGGUCGUUGAAUUGCUAAAGAAUUGUGGUGCCAUACUGCAAACUCCUGCAGAGCUUAGCAAAACAUCAGGAGCAACAACAACUGAAGCUCCUGUCAGUGACAAUGUAUCUAAUUGCUAUUUUACCUCAAAGAUUCCUGAUACUUCUGUUGUGUGGGAUGAAAAAGACGAACUUUCAAGCCAUCUAGUACAGGAGAAAGAGAAUUUCGGCCUUUCACAAAUCAACUGUAUAAGUAGUACAGCUGGAAGUCAACAAAUAAUGCAGAAUUGUGAAUCCUCUUCUCCUUCAGUUAGUCUGAGCAAGUCACAGGACUAUGAAGGUAUACAAAUCAAAUCAUUCAUUGAACUGAAAUCUACAUUGCACAACCCUGAUAUCUCUCUGCAUCCACAUGAAGCUCAUAUUCAUCUACAAGCUUCUGUAGAUUCACCUUUUCAGACUCCACUCAAAGUGACUAAUGAAAUGGAGACACCAGCAACUGUUUAUCCAACCAAUAUAUGCAACCUUGCAGCUGGCAAAGGUCCUAGGAUUGAGACUCAGUAUGCCUAUCCACUUACGAAUCCUGUGGAAACUCUCAGAUGGAAAUUGUUUAAUUCAGAUUCAUUGGAACCACUGCAAUCAUAUGUUUCUGAUUCUAGUGAGGAAAUACAACAGAAGUCAUUCCGAACAGAGCCUGAGGAAUUGACUAUCACCCCCAGCUUUGUGUCUCCAAGAAAUAAGAGAAAACAUGAUCAUGAUGUUAUCUUCACCAAUAAACAUGUUUCAGGGAAGACUCUGAACAGUUUUGAAAUGCUUAAAACAACUAGUAGAGACAUGAUUACUGUUGGUGCGGGUAGCACUAACGGUUUAACCCAGGUUUUGAUGAAUGACAAAUAGGUUAAGUUAGUUUUGUUGUUGUCUGACACUUUGAUCGAGUGUGCAGGAGAA